AUGGUUAAGGCUAGAUCAAGUGGGAAGAAGGGUUCUUUAACCCAGUCACUUGAUAACAAGAUAAUGGAGUUGAUAUAUCGUCUCGUAGAUGAAAAAUCAUUGGAAAGACAACGUUCUAGAGUUAAAACAGUUGGGAUAGAAGAUGAAAAUCAGGAUGAUUUGGUAGAUGAAUUGAAAAAUGAAUUUCCUGAGAUUUGUUUAGCUCGUGAUCUUCAGUUUGGCGAGGUUUUGGGCUAUGUUCAAACUCGGGAUUUAUCGUUACAAAGGGUGAAGAAGGUUAUAUUAGAGAAAACUGUUGAUCGUGUAUUAAAACAAAUCAUUAAGGAAGAAUAUGAUGAAAUUGGUGAUCUCGAAGAAUCUGGAGAAUCUGGAGAAUCUGAACUCAUUGAUGUAGAAAAGCAGAAUAUGAUGAUCGUUCAGGAUACAAAUGAAAUGAACAAGAACAUUACCAGCCAAUGGAAAAUUACGCCGGUGUCGCCGCCAACGGCGAAGACCACAGAGGAAAUCAAUGGUUCAUCGGAUUCCACGAACAAACAAUCUAUGAUUAAGAGACGCUCAACCAAGGAUGGUGGUAGCAAAGUUAAAAGGCAAAAGGUUCGAGAGGAUAGAUCUCCACCGCAAACAGACUUGUCGUCAUUGGGUGGAAUGGAUGAUGUGGUUGCUCAAUUAAUGGAAUUAAUUGGGUUACCCAUUUUACAUCCAGAAAUAUAUGCAUCAACUGGUAUUGAGCCACCUCGUGGCGUGCUAUUUCAUGGCCCCCCUGGAUGUGGUAAAACAUCUAUCGCAAAUGCGUUGGCUGGUGAACUUCAAGUGCCUUUUAUUUCCAUUUCCGCACCCUCUGUGGUAAGCGGGAUGUCUGGAGAAAGUGAAAAGAAAAUCCGUGAUUUGUUUGAUGAAGCUAAAUCUUUGGCUCCAUGUCUCGUCUUUUUUGAUGAAAUUGACGCAAUUGCACCCAAGAGAGAUGGAGGUGCCCAAAGAGAGAUGGAGAGGAGAAUUGUCGCACAAUUGUUAACUUCUAUGGAUGAACUUUCAUUUGAUAAAACAGAUGGUAAACCUGUUAUUGUUAUUGGCGCGACUAAUAGACCAGAUUCUUUGGAUGCUGCAUUGAGACGUGCUGGAAGAUUUGAUAGAGAAAUAUGUUUGAAUGUUCCUAAUGAAGCUUCAAGGAUGCAUAUACUUAAAAAAAUGACUUCAAACUUAAAAAUUAAUGGUCAGAUUGAUUUUGUAAAAUUAUCAAAACUUACCCCAGGGUUUGUUGGUGCAGACUUGAAAGCUUUGGUGACGGCAGCAGGUACCUGUGCUAUUAAGAGAAUUUUUCGAACAUUUGCGAUAUCAGGUGGGAAUUCAGAUGCCAAAGAGAUGGAGAUAGAUGGUGAUAUUGAACAAGAUGCCUUAAAAAAUACUGCAAAUCUCAUUGACCCUCUACCACUAUCCAUAGUGCAGCAUUUCUUAAAUAAUUUCCCAGAUCCUUUGAAUGCAGAACAAUUGGAAACUUUAACAAUUAAAUAUGAAGAUUUUUUGAAGGCAUUACCAACAAUUCAGCCCACGGCCAAGCGAGAAGGGUUUGCUACUGUCCCUGAUGUAACAUGGACUAAUGUCGGUGCUCUUACAAAGAUCCGUAUGGAGUUGAACAUGGCUAUUGUCCAACCCAUAAAAAGACCAGAGUUGUACGAGAAAGUUGGUAUCUCCGCUCCGGCAGGUGUGCUACUAUGGGGACCUCCGGGUUGUGGUAAGACUUUGAUUGCCAAAGCAGUAGCCAAUGAAUCACGCGCAAACUUUAUUUCGAUCAAAGGUCCUGAACUAUUAAACAAAUAUGUUGGUGAAUCUGAAAGAGCCAUCAGACAAGUUUUCACCAGGGCACGUGCAUCUGUUCCUUGCGUUAUAUUUUUUGAUGAGCUAGAUGCUCUGGUACCUAGGAGAGACACAUCUCUAUCAGAGUCAUCUUCGCGGGUUGUUAACACAUUACUGACUGAAUUGGAUGGAUUGAAUGAUAGAAGGGGUAUAUUUGUUAUUGCGGCAACUAACAGGCCAGAUAUAAUCGAUCCAGCAAUGUUACGUCCUGGAAGACUGGAUAAGACGCUAUUCAUAGAGCUUCCAGAUCUCACAGAAAAGCAUGAUAUCUUAAAAACACUGAUCAGAUCCAAUGGCACACCGUUAGCGCCUAAUAUUGAUUUAAGUGUUAUUGUGAGCGAUGAGCGUUGUAGAAAUUUCUCUGGUGCAGAUUUAGCAUCUUUAGUUAGAGAAAGUUCUGUUUUAGCAUUAAAGAGAAACUUCUUUAAAUCUGAUGAAAUUGGUUCUGUGUUAGAGAACAAUUUGGAUAGAGAGUUUGAGGAUUUAUCGGUUGGAGUCUCGGAAGACGUUGUUGUAACUAUGAAGGACUUCCAAUUAGCUCUUAGAAAAAUCAAACCGUCGGUUAGCGAUAAGGAUAGAUUAAAGUAUGAGAGAUUAAAUAAGAGAAUGGGUUGGAACGAUGAAGUUCAGCUACAAGGUGAACCUAACUCAACUUUAAAUGAAUAA
Messenger RNA from Eremothecium cymbalariae DBVPG#7215, 2517 nucleotides. It is a transcript of the gene RIX7, whose product is annotated as putative AAA family ATPase RIX7. The transcript has a single exon. The record is from RefSeq and is a predicted model, not a curated record. The coding region runs from base 1 to 2517 and encodes 838 amino acids. Gene Ontology annotation, biological process: ribosome biogenesis. Gene Ontology annotation, cellular component: nucleus. Gene Ontology annotation, molecular function: preribosome binding; ATP hydrolysis activity; RNA binding. NCBI's taxonomy places the organism in Eukaryota, Fungi, Ascomycota, Saccharomycetes, Saccharomycetales, Saccharomycetaceae.